AUGGCACUUCUCAAUGAAGAUGCCAGCAAAGUGCAUGGGAAUGUGCCUAUUCAGCGAUCUGAUGCUGGACUAGGUUAUCCUAGCGACAAGCUCUCUCUGCCAAUCUGUGGAUCAUCCCUACCUCCCAAAGAGAGUGUAUCUACAGCUCCUCGUGAGGAGGUUACUCUAGACAAGGCGACUGAAAAGCCGGAUGAACCGAAGCGAGUGCUUAUUGAAACAUGGGAAACACAAACUAUUUAUCAAGAUGACGUAGGUCGUGUGCAAGCCCAAAAUGGCUCCAAUCGCCAAGUGGUGGCCGGGGCUGGAGGCCAAUAUGUAAUCCACAAGGAUACUUCGCCUUCGGCACCGCCGCGUCCAGAUGGACCGUUGCGCGAAGGGUCGCCUUCAAAUUACGGUUACACGAUAACCACUGAGCGUCGGGCUGUUGGCGAAACCACACGACGCCACUUGCUUCCAGGCGACGUUUCGUUGCAGGACGUUCGUAGUGCUGAUCGGGAGGUUCUUGAAUCUGCCAUGCUUCGUAGCAUCAAUCUUGGGUCAAGCCAUGUGAUGCAUGAAUUUGAGCCUUCUGUGGAGAUCGUACACCACAUUGAGGAACGUUUGGACGAUCCGUCACCUACUCCUUCAAGACCACUUGCCACUCGCGAGGUCACUAUGGGACGAUGCAGUCCAGCCUCCUCUGUCUCCUCAACACGUGUAUCUACAACCCCUAUUGCAGGAUCUAAAGGCUUAGUAGCCAAUGCGACUGCUACCACUGAGAUAACAAAUACCUAUGUAGCCGGGAUACCGGACUGUGAGAUUCCAAUCGCUGGUCUACUUCCGCCUUCUCAGACCUCCACCAGACUGGUUGUUGAGCCUCACUCUACCGACCUCGUUGUUUCGACGCGAGUCAACGCCACGUUGAAUGGUGUUGUUGCGCCUCCGGUCGGCUCUGCCGAUGAUGCCGAUUUUCCCUUCAACAUGAAUGUUACAUACACGGACUCAGCAUCUCGUCAAGUGGUCGUUCAAUCUCCACGGCCAAGUAUUCACUCGCCCACUUCUCCUGCCAGCCCUGCUGCUGAGGUCGGCAGGUUUCAUCGCUCUAGCAGCCAGCGUAGCGCUAGUGGUCGUCGGCGAUUUGAGUUUUCUAGCCCAAGUGGAGGCUCUGUGGUAGUAGCUACUGCGGCAACCUCCUCAGGAGCACACCAAGGUAGUGGCUUCCGUGGAAAUAGGUCUCCGAGCCUAUCGAACACUAUUAGACGCAUACCAGCACGGAAUUAUAGGCAAGUUUUCUACAUUAUUACCCGUAAUUAUUGA
This is a messenger RNA of Protopolystoma xenopodis, 1296 nucleotides long. NCBI's taxonomy places the organism in Eukaryota, Metazoa, Platyhelminthes, Monogenea, Polystomatidea, Polystomatidae. The record is from the annotation of a GenBank genome assembly.